Messenger RNA from Syngnathoides biaculeatus (alligator pipefish), 3425 nucleotides. RefSeq lists its product as uncharacterized. The record is from RefSeq and is a predicted model, not a curated record. The transcript has 23 exons. NCBI's taxonomy places the organism in Eukaryota, Metazoa, Chordata, Actinopteri, Syngnathiformes, Syngnathidae. Gene Ontology annotation, molecular function: calcium ion binding. Bases 328 to 2868 code for a protein of 846 amino acids.
AAGUACGUACCCGGAGAGCAGCCACCUGCUGCCCCCAUGCGGCCUUCUCUGUCAUACCAACUAGACUCCUGGCUGCUUGAUUCGAAGCACAUUUGUGUGGAUUUCGAUUUGAAGUGGUUUCGACCCGCUGGCCCGGUUUUGUGAUUGACGACGGCGUGCUACUAGAACCAGUAGCAGAAUCUCCCCCUCCACCCGGUGUCAGGGUUCGUGGAGGGCCUGCGAUGUGGCUCCCCUCGGACGGUUGAGGGGCUUAAAAAAAAAAAAAGGAAAAAGUUCUGUCUGGUCCAUACGAGAAGGCAGCGUUUUGACCUGACGGAACCAUCAGAUAUGCUCUUCAACACUUUUAACCGGCAUCAAGCCAUGCCUCAUCUCUGCAUCCUCCUGUCAGCCCUGCUGCUGAUGACCUCAGCGGUCGAACCCCAGAACAGACUUGAGGGAGAUGAAACUGAAGUCUUAAAUAGGACGGAGGCCGACCUCGUCCAGGACCAGAUAAAGAAUCUAAUUGAAAAUCUUAACGGACCCACUCCAAGUCUCACGUCUACCAUGGCCGCUUCUUUCAAGACUACCGCUCUCAACCAAGUGACCACUCUAAGCCAAGCGUCCAGUCCUGCUCCCGGCCAAGAACCCACAACCGCUGGCCACCAGGUGUCCAGUCUUGCUUCUCGGUGUCCCGGCAACCAGGUGAUGCUGGAGGGCAGCUCGGCUUGCGGCUGCCCGUCCGACCGGAUUAAGGUUGGAGACCUCUGCACGUGCCCGCUUGGCUUCCGUUUUGAAGGCGCAGCAGGGUGUAAAGAUGUCGACGAAUGCGCAGAAGAGGUGCCGUGCGGUCCUCACGCCAACUGCACCAACACCCCGGGCUCGUACUCGUGCCGAUGCCACCGUGGUUACCUGACGGGCGCAGCAGGGUGCCAGGAUGUCGACGAGUGCGCCCUGGCCGAGGUGACGGGCCUGCAGGCGUGCGGUGGGAAUGCAGAGUGCACCAACACCCUGGGCUCCUUCAAGUGUUCCUGCCCUGCCGGUUAUGUCAUGGCUCCGAAUGGACAAAACUGUCAAGACGUGGACGAGUGCAGCUUUGUAGAUUUGUGUCGGCGUGAUCUGGGAAACGUAUGCGCGAACACACCUGGGAGCUUCGUGUGCCGGUGCCCACCUGGCUUCAGAGCGGAGGCCCAGGACUGCAAGGGUGCUGCGUGUCCAAACUCCACCGCGUGUCGAGAUGUGGAUGAAUGCUCGGCGAGUCCCGCGCCGUGCGAUGGCCGAGGUGUGUGCGAGAACACGCCGGGGAGCUACAAGUGUGUGUGCCCGGCAGGUUACCGGGGCAACGGCACACACUGUGAAGAUUUGAACGAGUGCGCGACAGGCGCUCACGGCUGCGACGUCAACGCUCGCUGUGGCAACAUCAUCGGCUCCUACUUUUGCCAGUGCUACCAGGGUUUCAAUGGAGACGGCCAUUUUUGUUUUGAUAUUGACGAGUGCGCUGUGAACAACGGCCACUGCGAGCACAACUGUACCAACGAACGAGGAGGCUACAGCUGCCAGUGUGCCUCUGGCUACUCUCUGAACCAAGAUGCACGUGGAUGCACAGACGUGAACGAGUGCUUGUCUUCGAACGGAAGCUGUGCGCACCUCUGCGUCAACACUCCGGGAUCCUUCCAAUGCCGGUGCCGGCCCGGCUACCAGCUCCACAUCGACGGCCACACCUGCGUGGAUAUUGACGAAUGUAAACUUCAGAACGGCGGCUGCUCGCACACCUGCACCAAUUCACCGGGGGGACACAAAUGCCACUGCCCACCUCCUCUGCUGCUCGAUACCGACGAUCUCACCUGCAGCAAUGUAACUUCUUGUAAACUAAGAAAUGGCGGUUGCGCGCACGGAUGCGUUACGAGGGCCGAGGGCCACGUGCAGUGUAGCUGCCGCGCUGGCUGGAAGCUGAGCGAGGAUCUGAGAAGCUGCGAGGAUGCGGACGAAUGUGGAGACUUUACGAAUGGAGGCUGUGAGCAGUUGUGCCAGAAUCACCCUGGCACCUUCAACUGCACCUGCAGAGAAGGCUACCAAGUGCAAGCGGAUGACCCUACCAAAUGCCGGCCUGUGUGUGACCCCCCGUGUCGGAACUACGGCGUAUGUGUGGCGCCAAACAUCUGCGACUGUCCUCUGGGCUAUCCUGGCCUUGGCUGCUCAGCCAUGUGCUCCCCACCUUGUACCCAUGGAGGUACAUGUAUGCGCUGGAAUAAAUGUUUAUGUCCUCCUGGCUGGACUGGAGAAGGCUGUCACUCAGCCGUCUGCGAGCUGCCAUGCGCUAAUGGCGGUCGUUGUGUGGGUCCCGAUACCUGCCAGUGUCCCUCAGACUACACAGGACCCCAGUGUCUUUUGCCCUUGUGCAUACCCGCCUGUCAAAAUGGUGGCCGAUGUGUGGACGUCAAUAAGUGCACGUGUGUCGGUGGAUGGCAAGGAGCCCGUUGCCAGAUAGAGCCUGUUCAGUGUCAGAAGCCUUGUAAAAACGGUGGAGUGUGCGAAGGCCUCAACCGAUGUCGUUGCACCAAAGGAUUCGCUGGACGUCUUUGUGAAACAGCCGUGACCACACCGUGUGUGCCCCCCUGUCGGCACGGCGCCACCUGCAGUCCACACAACACCUGCACCUGUCCCGAGGGUACCGCGGGCCUCCACUGCGAGAGACUGACAUGCCCCGUGGUCACAACUGUGGUCAACAUGGCCCGAGCGGUAAGAAAAGCGUUUAGGGAAAGUUACGUCGACCGUUGCGGACCUUUGGGGAUCCAGCUUUGCACCAAAUACAGGAUGAAUCAGGCACGCGUGUACCUGCAGGCUUACAGGGUGGGCUACAAAAUCCAGUGUCCCGAGAGGAGAGGCCGAUGAUGGACUGUUUGAAAUAAAUAUUUCAAAAAUCACAUAUCAGUCGAUUCUGAAGGAGCCAAUUGCUGUGAUGACGACAAUUUGCUUAAAUAUUGAAAUGAGACAGGAUAUGGCUUAAUCAUUAUCGUUACAACGUACUGAUGUUUGCAGUCUUGCAGAUGAUUACAUUGCAACCCAUUGAAGAUAUCACCUCCUAGUUCCCAUGCAGUCGUUUACUCGACUUCGGUCCAGGCAGCAUCAGUUCAGUUAUUACUUAGUGACUGUCUGAGUAUUAUUUGUCUGCCACCUGUGAUUAAUUGCUGACCAGUCCUCGGUUUACCAUGUCCCAAAAAGUCUUCCUGAGUUCUUUGCCGAGGAUUUUGCAAUUGGAGAAGCAGAAUUUAUUUUUGAGCAUUUUAAAACUACAGUAUAGAAUUGUUUUCCUACUUUUUGGUCAAGCCUACACUUUAUGAAACACUUGAAAAAUGAAUGAAUAACGCCAUCACAUAACAUCAGGAUUUCUGGCUGGCAUUUGUCAGAUGAAAACUAUGCAACCACAAAUAAAUGUAAACAGCCGUGAA